AUGGACACCACCAAGCACCCCGCCUCGACCGAUCCCGCCGCCGCCGCCGCCGCCGCCGACCUCAACGCCAGGUUCCGCAAGAUGCGGCUCGUCGGCGACCCCUCCUCGCCGCAGCCGCAGCCCCAGGCCCAACCCCCGCUCCAGCCGAUCACGGGGGCCGACUUGUUGAGGAAACUGGUACCUCCGGCGGCGCCGGCAGAGCAGUACCAUCAUCCACAGACGCGGCCGCAGAGCUAUGGCAUGGGCGAGAGCUUCACGUUCGCCGGCGCCGUGCAGAACUAUGGCAUGGGCGAGAGCUCCACUUUCGUCGGGUACGUCCCUCCUUAUGCCUCCAGCAGCAUCUACGGCUCGCACUUCGGCAAGCACAGCCCGCGCCACAACGCCGCCCCCGCCGCGCCCACCACGCCGAAGCUACCAGGCACCAAUGCUAGGCAGUUGAACCCCAACCCUAACCCCAUCGCCCCGCGGCCCAACCCAUCUGCGCCGCGCCCGCGAUCUUCGUCGACGCUGAGCGCCAGCGCCGACCUCUUCGAGCCUUCUAUCCCCAUGGCGGACCCCAAUCUCGCCGCAUACUGGGACGAUCACGACUCCGUCUUCAACCCGUACGCCUCCGCCUUCCAGAGCACGCUGUUCGCUAACCCGGCGGGCUACGGGUCGUGGGUCCCCGCGGCGGCGCCUCACUGGUACCCGUCCCCGACGCUGGCGCAGGUCCGCUCGCGCCUGCUCCGCCGCCCGAUGGAGACUGGACUUCUGGAGUCCCCGGUGGCCUCGGCCCACGUGGCCCGCCUGCUCGACGACGGCGACGAGCAAGUGCGCCGGAGCGUUCUCGCCACGUUCAAGCGCGACGUGCGCUGCUUCAUGGAGAGCAGCGCCCAGAGGCAGGCCGUCCUCCUCGCGCUGGUUCGCGCCUGCAUGUGGCGGGACGACGAGCUCCUGGACAUUGUCAUCGCCGUGUACCACACCAAUGGCUUUCUUUCGGGCGUCGUUCAACACAAUCGCGGGUUGGCAGCUCUGAAGGAGCUGAUCAGGGCAGUGGUGUCUCAUCCCCAGCUGCUCAUCAGGCCGAUCGUGGAUUGGCUCCUCCGUGAACCCCAGUUCUAUAAAUGCCCGGAGCUGCUUGAGCACUGCUUCAUCACGAUGCCUUACGAAUAUAGCAAGAUUCUGAUCCGGUUCGCCAUCGUGCACUAUGCCGAGCUGCUCUCCUCGUCCUCUGGGUCGAGAUGCCUGUCGCAAUGCUUCGUGUAUGCGAGAGACAAGGAGGUUGAGCCUCUCGAGAGGAUCAUCCUGGACUACACCGCCGUGCUCGCCACCGGCCAAUACGGCAACUAUUUCUUGCAGCGAGUCAUCGAGUGCGGCGGCGAGCGUCUCCAGGUGGCCAUCGCCGAGCGCGUCGCGGCGGACGUGGUGAGCCUGUCGUCGGACCAGUUCGGGAGCUACGUGGUGGAGUCGUGCUUCCUCCAUAUGCGCUCGCUGGCGCCGCUGCAGCUCGUGCUCACCGCGUUCCUCGCCCUGGGCGACGACGACCUCGCCGGGCUCGUGCGGGGCGGCUUCUCCAACUACGUCGUCAGCAAGCUGCUCCUCGUGGCCAAGGACCACAUGGCGGCGCAGGCGAGGGAGCUGGCGCGGCGGAUCGAGAAGCUUCCGACGGCGGUCCACCGCGAGAUGCACGCGCGAGGGGUGAUGGCGGUCGUCAGGAAGCUGAUUCACAGGCCAGAGGCAACCAGGCUUUACUAGCCGAGAGAUGAUGUUCUGUAGUUGUCUUAGAAGCAUGUCAUUGUCAUGUAGUCCAACAUGAAUUGGCCAAGGGGAAGGGUGUCCCAGCCUCCCAGGCCGUGCCGCAAAGCGGACGGCCUUUGUCUGUCAUUGCUGUGUGUGUACAUGCUCGUCUGCACUGUCUGUAGGGUUGUGUGUACGUACUAUCAUGCUAGCUUAGCUACCAUGGGUUCUGUUUUCCCCGUCCAAUUUAAACUAGAAGUAUGUGGUAAUGUGGUGGUAACUACUUUUGUUCGGAUUGAUUUGUAAGACCCAAUGUUUUAGCGUCUCUGUUGCACUUUUUAUGGUUCUGUGUUUCCCAUACAAAAGCUAGUAGUAUGUGGUAACAACUUUUGUUCGGAUUGAUUUGUAAGGUAAAAUGUUUAGCGUC
This is a messenger RNA of Sorghum bicolor (sorghum), 2143 nucleotides long. RefSeq lists its product as uncharacterized. The transcript has 5 exons. Gene Ontology annotation, molecular function: mRNA binding. The coding region runs from base 1 to 1734 and encodes 577 amino acids. Gene Ontology annotation, cellular component: cytoplasm. Gene Ontology annotation, biological process: post-transcriptional regulation of gene expression. The record is from RefSeq and is a predicted model, not a curated record. NCBI's taxonomy places the organism in Eukaryota, Viridiplantae, Streptophyta, Magnoliopsida, Poales, Poaceae.